AUGGAGGAGAUUUCAUGCAUGGCAUCCAGUGAUGUUGACAAGAAGGAUUUAGGAGAGUUGUUUAAAGUUUUUGGCUCUGAGUUUUCUCUUCAGGACAUUUCAUCAGCUUAUGUCAGGACCAACUGUAAUAAAAAUCUGGCUUGUGAAAUUCUUUGUGGAAUGUAUGGUAGUAACUCUACUUCUGCUAAUACUGGCAAAUCAGAGGCUGAAAAUGCAGUAUCUUUGAAGUUGGCAUCUGGAGGAGACAGUAUGAGAGCAGUGUCAUCAGAAUUGUCAUCUAAAGUCUUUAAGAUGGCUCCUAUUGGAGAAAAAGAUACAAAAGAAUUUAAAUCGAAAAGGUAUCCUGUAUCAAUGGGAACUGUUUCAGGUGUACUUGGAAAAGAAUAUGCUAAGCCCAGGUCAUUAACACAUCGUUCUGUUGAAGUUACUAAACCUUUGAAAUUAGACUCCAAAGACUUUCCGGUCUCUGAGGUGUGGAGUGAGAAAAUCCCACCAAGUAUGUUAGCAAGGCAAGGCACUAUGCAAGCUGAUAUUGAAGAAUUUAUUUUUAAAAUGCUUGGAGAUGGCUUUCAACUUGACAUGACUCUGAUUCAAGAAGUUCUUGGUAAAGCUUCUUUGUCUUUUACCCCUAAGAGUUGCCGUUGUGGUUAUGAUGUUCAAAAGAGCAUUGAUGAACUUCUUGAUUUAUCAGCGUCAACAUUGGAAAAGUCCAAUGAUGUUGUUAGCGUCGGUGCAGAAGAAUCAACUAAAAAGCGUUCAGGCGAGGAAUCCUAUUCACUUCAAGAACAGAUGCAGCAGCUACAUGGAAACCUAAGUGGUGGAGCUGGAUUGCAUGAAGAAAAUUUUACUGAUUCACAGAAGAGAGAACACAGAAGAGCUGGUCUCGAGAGGGAAAUUCUGCAGUCUUUAUUUGAUCUUCCAGAUAGAUCUGAGGAAGGACCAAAGAAACGCAUAGUGAGGAGAUCGAAUGCUUUUGGCAAACCGGUGGUUGCCCCUCUUAAGGACACUGCUAAAGAGCACAAGCCUUCAGUUGCAAAGCCACUAGCAGAUAUUAGAGGAGAAGCAGAAGGUGAUGAAAACAGCUAUGAGGUCUUUCGCAAAGCUGUGAAGGAAUAUUGGACUACAAUGAAAGAGUACUAUAAAGCUGUAAGCUUUUUACUGUAUAAACUUGUGGAAAAUAUUUUUCCAGAAGAUUAUUGCACUGCCUUAGUAGAUAUGAUGGCGGUUGAUGCAUUUGCUGAGGGCGAUCAUGCAAGGGCAGACAAACUCAUGGAUCAGGGACAAUUUUUCAACAAAAAGGCCCGAGAAGCAGACGAAAAAUCUUUUCAAAAGCUUAUGGAAACCAGAGAUGAUGAAAUAGUGUCUCUGGAUUUGCUUGGUUUUGAACCCAAGGAAGCUUUACGUUCUUUGAGACUUCAUUUAACUUCCUUUUCUGGCAUCCCAUCUAUUAAAUACCUCAGAGUCAUAGUUGAGAAUGAUGAAGAAGAUACCACGAAAGGAAAAAGGAAAAGGCUGAUUAUGAAACAACUGGAGAAAGAAUCAAUCAAAUGGACUGAUGAAGAGAAUGGUCAGAUAAUACUAAUUCAAGUGGAUGAGAUUGACCCAAAGCACUUGAGUUUUUCGAAAAAAUAA
Messenger RNA from Dovyalis caffra, 1632 nucleotides. Lineage: Eukaryota; Viridiplantae; Streptophyta; Magnoliopsida; Malpighiales; Salicaceae. The record is from the annotation of a GenBank genome assembly.